Messenger RNA from Didymodactylos carnosus, 1599 nucleotides. The record is from the annotation of a GenBank genome assembly. Lineage: Eukaryota; Metazoa; Rotifera; Eurotatoria; Philodinida; Philodinidae.
AUGUCUACUAAUCGUUGUUGUGUUUUAGCGUGUAUUAUGGCUGAUAAUAAAACAAAUAAAAUGGAAGAAGUUAGUAUAAUUAAUAAUUUGAUGGCACAGAUGACAUUAGAAGAAAAAUUAGGCCAAUUAAAUUUAAUAACCGUUGGUGAUGGUUCAGUUAAUAAUUUAGGAAAAGGUAUUACAAAUGAACAUUUAGAUAGUAUUAAGAGUGGACAUGUUGGUGGUAUUUUAAAUAUUUGGACAUCGAAAUUCAUACGUCCAUUACAAGAAUUAUGUAUAAAUAAUACACGUUUAAAGAUUCCAUUACUAUGUGGUUUAGAUAUUAUUCAUGGUCAUCGAACAAUAUUUCCAAUUAAUUUAGCAAUGUCAUGUAUGUGGGAUAUGAAUUUAAUUGAACAAAGUGCACGUAUAGCAGCAAAAGAAGCCGGCAGUGAUGGUUUACAAUGGACAUUCUCACCAAUGGUUGAUAUUUCACGCGAUCCACGUUGGGGCCGUGUAGCCGAAGGUGCAGGUGAAGACCCAUACUUAGGUAGUCAAAUAGCUAUGGCAAUGAUACGUGGUUAUCAGCAAGAUGAUUUAAGUAGAAAUGAUACAAUAAUGGCAUGUGUUAAACAUUUUGCACUUUAUGGUGCGUGUGAAAGUGGUAGAGAAUAUAAUACAGUUGAUAUGUCACAAGUAAAAAUGUUUCAAUAUUAUUUACCGCCGUUUGAAGCAGCUGUAAAAGCUGGUGUUCAAAGUCUUAUGGCAUCAUUUAAUGAAAUCAAUGGUAUACCAGCAACAGCAAAUAAAUGGUUAUUGAAUGAUCUACUGAGAAACACAUGGAAAUUUAAUGAUUUAAUUGUUAGUGAUUAUGGAGCAAUAUUAGAAUUACAAGCACACGGUUUAGUUGGUAAUUUACAAGAUGCUAGUACACAAGCAUUAAAUGCAACGGUUGAUUUUGAUAUGGUGUCAUUUGGGUAUUUAAAAACAUUAGAAAAAUCAUUGAAUGAUGGAAAAAUUGAUCAAAAUCAAAUUGAUCUGGCAUGUCGACGAAUUUUAAUGGCAAAAUAUCGUUUAGGUUUAUUUGAUGAUCCUUAUCGUUAUUGUAAUGAUAAUAAUGCAAAUAUACCAUCCAACGAACAUCGUCUUUUAGCUAAAGAAAUAGCGAAAAGGUCAUUUGUUUUAUUAAAAAAUGAUAAACAAAUAUUACCAUUAAAUUGUAAUAGUAGUACAAAAAUUCUUUUAACUGGUCCAUUAGCAAUGGAUAAACGAAAUCUUUUAGGCAGUUGGUCAGCUGGUGGUUUAGCAGAGGAAACAGUAUCAAUUUAUGAAGGAAUUAAACAUCUUUUAAAAACUUCGUCUAAUCUUAUUUAUUCUAAAGGUUGUAAUUUAAUAGAAGAUCCAAGAAUAAUUAACAUGUUAAAUCGUAAUAUCCAUAAUACCGAUGUUCACUUGGAUAAAGAAUUAUCACCAGAAAAAUUAUUGGAACAAACAAUUGAAACUAUAAAAUUAAAUGAUAUUGACGUUAUUAUUUGUGUACUUGGUGAACAAUUUAUGUUUACCGGUGAAGCUGCAAGUCGUUCAAAUCUUAAUUUAUUUGAAAUAAAAAAGUCGAUCUAG